Messenger RNA from Ostreobium quekettii, 1224 nucleotides. The record is from the annotation of a GenBank genome assembly. Lineage: Eukaryota; Viridiplantae; Chlorophyta; Ulvophyceae; Bryopsidales; Ostreobiaceae.
AUGGCGGGGAGCGGUUUCGGGGACGUGAUGUCGAAUUGGGGUUUGGGAGUGGCGCCUGGGAACGCCCAGGCGAGUGCAGGGCAGGGCGCCGCGGAGCAGGGCGCGGGGCCCAACCUGCUGCAUAGAUCGGAGCUGGUGCCGAUUGACCAGACCCUGAUGUCACCCGCGCUGGCGCACGCCUUCGCCAUCCCGAGCACCGGCGUUCCAUUGUCCGACGACGGCUGCGUGCCUCCAGGGCAGGAUCUCCGGCCGGGCGAGGAGGCGACGCGAUCCGGCGGGCUCCCGAUGAGCGUGCAGGCCAACUCUGCGGACGCCUGGACGCCCAAUCCGGGCGUGUCUCAGCGUUUCUUUCCCGGGGGCCUGAUGGGUGUUCCCCCAGCAGGGGACCGGGGUUGUGGCCCUGGGUGCAAUCCGCAGAUGCCACAGAUGUCGCUGCCCCUGCCGCUGGGAAUGGCAGCAGUGGGAGGGCAGGUGGGGCUUCCGGGCCUGGCACUGAUGCCACAGGGACCCCAGGAUGGGAUCCAGCAGGGGGGUUGGGACGCGAUGCAGGCACUGCGCACUGAGCCUGCCGCACAGUGGAAGGGGCUGACCUGCUUGGCCGCCGGCCAGGAGCAGCAGCUGCAACUGCAGCAGCAAUUGCACCAGCAACUGCAGCUGCAGGAGCAGCAGCAGCAGCAGCAGCGACAACUGCAACAGCAGCAGCAACAGCAGCAGCUGCAGCUGCAACAACAGCAACAACAGCAGCAGCUGCGGCUGCAACAACAGCAGCAACAGCAGCAGCUGUGGGGUGUGGAUGAGAAGCCGCAGAGGCGCACCCGUGUCUUUUGGACCACUGAUCUAAAGAAGAGGUUCGAGAAUGCGGUGAAGGAGCUGGGGCUUGACCACGCGACGCCAAAGCAGAUCUUGAAGCUGAUGCUCGUGGAGGGACUGACAAGGGAGAACGUGGCCAGCCACCUGCAGAAGUUCAGAGUGAAACACAAGAAGCCUGAGGGUCAGAGCAGGCACAAGAAGUCCAGCAGCGGGUUGGCUGGAUCUGUUGCAGGAAAUCCUGAGGGCGACAAGGGCAUGAAUGAUGAGACUGGGGAUGAAGAGGAGCCAGAGGCGAGCGAGUCGACGCAGGAUGGGGAGCAGGAAGGGAUGUCUGCGUGUAGCAUCCCUCCUGCACGCAGUGAUCGUAUGAAGGACAUUGCUCCUGAGGCUAUGAACAAGGAUGGGUGUGCAUAG